Messenger RNA from Macrosiphum euphorbiae (potato aphid), 1992 nucleotides. The record is from the annotation of a GenBank genome assembly. NCBI's taxonomy places the organism in Eukaryota, Metazoa, Arthropoda, Insecta, Hemiptera, Aphididae.
AUGACUAAAGAUUCAAGUUUCACUAUAAGGCCUGCAUCUGGCCCAUUCAAGAGCCCCAAAGAAAUAGUAAAAUUUUAUUAUAAUUUCGACGGAUGGCAAGACGUUUUGCCAAAAACAGAUAAUACCUAUUCACCUGGAUCCAAAUACUACAAGUAUGAAGUGUCUCCAGGCAUACCUCUCAUACCAAACAUGUCAAGAUUACCUCUUAAAUCUUAUGAGAAAACUCCUCUGAAACAUGAUGUUUAUGAAGACCAAUCAUCUCGUAUCAUUAAUUCUAGUCACAUAAAAAAAAAAUUAUUUACAACUAAAACUUAUAAACAUUAUAAAGUAACAAAUCACAACGAAACUGAAACAGAAAUCAAUGAAACCUCCUUUACUACACAAAGAAAAGCUGUAACACUUGUAAAAUACGUUUCUCACUCAAUACAAUUAUUUAUUAAAUUUAUAAUUUCAUAUUUUAUUUCUAUUUCUACACUAUCAAAAAUACACGAGUCUGUUAUGGAGGUUGGCUCCAACAUAAUUAAUACUACUAUUCGGAAGAUAACUAAUUGGGUGCAUUUGGCCACUAUUACUUUAGUGCAUUAUGAAUUGGUUAUCAUCACGACUCUACGAAAAAUUAUUUAUCGUUAUUUUGGACAUACUAGAAUAAACAAUCUAUUUUUCAUCUUAAUUUCGGCAUUCAUAUUAUUUUUAACAGUUGGAGUUUUAAACUACUUGAUACCUUUAGAAAUUCCAGUAUGGCGAGAUUCUUGGACACAUUUCCUUCUAUCACCAUUUAUUAAUAUACUCAAUUUAGUCACAUCAAUUUGUCAAGUAUUAUCUUCUACUGUGUAUUUUGUAUUGGAUUUAAUAACAGUGGCAUUUGCUUCAACAAUGGUUGCUUUAAAACUAUUUGGACAAUUAUUUUUUAAUGUAUAUCGUAAUAUUAAUAUUGUUGUGGAUUCGGCCACUAAAGCCCAUACUGUUCCUGUUGAACAAAAUCAAGAAUUUUUAGCUUUUGAUUAUAAUUUGUUGGCUAGAAAAAUUAUAGCUUCUGAAGAAUUUCAACAUGUACUUAUUAACCAAUUAAAUAUUUCGCAGUCAAAUUUAGUAAAAUUACAUGAUCAAGAAUUUCAAUAUUUGUUAAAAACCCAAUUAGAAAAGCUGAACUCUGAAAACUUGAAUUGGAUUAAUAACCAAUUAAACAACCAAAAAAUUACACUAAACAAUGUUAAGAAUGAAAUUGCUGGGCGCGAUAAAGAAACUAUUCAAUUAAUGGAAAAGAAAAUUUCAGAACUACAAAAUAUUGUUUCAAACCUAGUCGAUAGCUUUGAGGACUACAAAUCUAAACCAGCCAUAUUAAAAACAAUUACCGAAUCUACAUCAAAAGAAGCUUGUUCUAAAAAUGAUUGGAAUUCAAUUGUUAACUAUAUUGAACAGUAUGUCAACAUAACAAUGAAAUCUACGUUAAGUGUUUAUGAUGCUGAUAAAACAGGGAUGGUUGAUUACGCUUUAGAAUCUGCUGGUGCGACAGUACUAGGAACACGUUGUACACAAACCAAGCCCUCAACAGCAGCAUUAACUAUGUUUGGGAUACCUUUGUGGUUUAUUUCAAAUGGCCCAAGACUGGCUAUUCAGCCUGGUGUCAACCCUGGUCAAUGUUGGGCAUUCAUUGGUGCUAAAGGUUUUUUGGUGUUAAAGCUAUCCAAGACUAUACAUGUAACUGGUUUUACCAUAGAACAUUUGCCAAAAUCACUAUCAGAAGAUGGUCAUAUUAGAUCUGCCCCAAAAGAUUUCAGUGUCUGGGGAUUGAAACAUGAAUCAGAUUCGGAUGGUAAUCUAUUGGGUAAAUAUCAGUUUACCGUCGAUGGACCAAGCUUACAAUAUUUUGCUGCUAAGAGGACGGAUAAUAUUUACCCUAUUGUAGAAUUAAGAAUAGAAUCAAACCAUGGACAUGAUGAGUAUACUUGUCUGUAUCGUAUCAGGGUUCACGGAGAUCUGGCGGUUGUUUAA